Messenger RNA from Aspergillus steynii IBT 23096, 1211 nucleotides. RefSeq lists its product as uncharacterized. NCBI's taxonomy places the organism in Eukaryota, Fungi, Ascomycota, Eurotiomycetes, Eurotiales, Aspergillaceae. The coding region runs from base 1 to 1083 and encodes 360 amino acids. The transcript is spliced from 6 exons. The record is from RefSeq and is a predicted model, not a curated record.
AUGUACGUACUGGACAUCGCGAUAACCUUCAUGGUUCUGACGGCGGUGGUCGUGGCACUGCGGCUGUUCACUCGACUGUAUUUCAUUCGCACCCCGGGCUGGGACGAUCUGCUGAUUGUCCUCUCGUUGAUAGCGGACAUUUGCUUCUUUGCUUUCCUAAUCGAAGAGGUCCGUUAUGGCCUGGGGAAGGAGGCGGCAACGCUGGAUCCGGGGAGGAUCCAAUCCCAGACAAAGGCUCUUUACGUUACUAUUCCCUUAUACAACCUGUCGCUCAAUUUGACCAAGAUCUCGAUGAUCUUGCUGUAUCGACGACUUUUCCCGACCCGCGGCUACCAGAUCAUCCUUCUUAUUGCUCUCAUCUGCGUCGUCCUCUCCGGCCUGUGGAUGAUCCUCAGCGCCAUCUUCUUCUGCAUCCCCGUCCAUGCCUUCUGGGAUCCCGCGGCCCCGCAGAACUGCCUGCCCAAGACCGCCGUGUGGUGUCUCAAUGCCGCCAUUCAGAUCGUCAGCGAUCUGAUCAUCGUUAUCUUGCCGAUGCCGGUCCUCACCCAUUUGCGACUCCCGAAAAGACAGAAGCUUGUGCUCAUCGUGGUGUUUGCUCUGGGACUUUUCGUCUGCGCAACCAGCGUGGUCCGUCUCGGCGCAGUGAUCCAACUGCUCAACUCCAACGAUGCCAGCAAAGCCAACGCCCCCGCAGCCCUCUGGUCCUUCAUCGAAACCAACGUCGCCAUCAUCAGCGCCUGCCUACCCCCUCUACGCCCCCUCCUGGCCUACUUCUUCCCGCGCCUCCUCCCCUCCCGCGUCCGCAGCUCCUACGCCCACCGCGAAAAGACCACCUGCCAGACCCUCGACCUCUCCAACCCCUUCAACUUCACCAACACCAGCUACUCCGCCAGCGUGACGGGGAACUUCUCCACCCACAACGCGGCAGACGGGCAGGAGUCCAUGCACUGUCCCCCCGAGUGCGAGGGGAUUCAUGUCGUCAGCGAGUUGCAUCUGGAGACCGCGUCGGUUGAUGCCGUUGAGGAUUUUCAUUCGUAUCAUCUGUCGCCGUUGUCGGUGACGAAUUCGGUUUCGGAUCUGUAGGUGUAUAGGUUUGUGUUUUCUUGCUGUUGUUGGGUGGAUAUAUGCAUGAGUUUAGAUUGUUCGGCGUAUUUCUUGGCUUGGGUUUACUGUGAUGGGAGUUCAUAUCCCCUAUCCUGUUUUUCUCUCCG